GAGACGGAAGGAAAGGCGUGCACGUGGGACUGGUGGGGAGAGCUGCGCGCGCCUGGAAUGGGAGAUAGUUCUCGGAGUUAUCAUGGCGUCGCUCAAGGGUAGCACCGUCGUCUGUGUGAUCUGUUUGGAGAAACCCAAAUAUCGCUGCCCCACCUGCCGCGUGCCCUACUGCUCCUUGACCUGUUCCCGUAAGCAUAAAGAGCAGUGCAGUCCUGAAACUUGUCCUAUUGAGAAAAAACUAAGAUCAGCUGUUACUGAAAAAACUGCAAAGCCUGUGGAAAACAAAGAUGAUGAUGACGACUCUAUAGCUGAUUUUCUCAAUAGCGAUGAGGAAGAGGACAGGGUUUCUCUGCAGAAUUUAAAGAAGUUAGGGGAGUCUGCAGAAGUAAGAAGCUUAUUGCUCAACCCACACCUCAGACAGUUGAUGGUCAGCCUUGAUCAGGGGGAGGACAAGGCCAAGCUCAUGAGAGCCUGCAUGCAGGAGCCCUUGUUUGUGGAGUUUGCCGACUGCUGUUUAAGGAUCGUGGAACCAUCCCAGAAUGAGGACUCUUAAAUGGACUGUCGUGCUGCUUGCUCAGGCUUGUGAUGGACUCUUGGAGCCUGCUUGCUCCCUCUCGCAGGAGACCAGUUCCCCGGGCCCGGAGCAGGGGCGGUGGUUUCCAGCACGCAGGCCGGCUGACCUGGGGUAGGUCCUGCAAGUCGUCGCAUCUAGUGCUGUGGGCUGGGGUGUCAGGUGGAUGGGGGCAGUCCAGGGGCAGACACUCAGGUGGUUGUUUUCAAGUUGUUUAUUUUUGGUACAGUUAAGGUGGAUGUUGUAAAUGAUAAUUUAUCAAGUUUCACACUCAUUUGAGUGAAAACUUAGUGUUACUAAGUAAAAUCAAGAUGUGGUUCUGUGGCACAUUGCACUGUUCAUCAUCCCUGGUUUGUGAUCUAAAUUAAAUAAGUCAACAGCACAUUAAA
Molecule: messenger RNA, 960 nt
Organism: Phyllostomus hastatus (greater spear-nosed bat)
Lineage: Eukaryota; Metazoa; Chordata; Mammalia; Chiroptera; Phyllostomidae
Gene: ZNHIT3
Product: zinc finger HIT-type containing 3
Exons: 5
Coding region: 83-553 (156 amino acids)
Biological process (GO): box C/D snoRNP assembly; maturation of LSU-rRNA from tricistronic rRNA transcript (SSU-rRNA, 5.8S rRNA, LSU-rRNA); snoRNA localization
Cellular component (GO): pre-snoRNP complex; nucleus
Molecular function (GO): protein binding
Source: RefSeq, a predicted model, not a curated record